Messenger RNA from Hemiscyllium ocellatum (epaulette shark), 978 nucleotides. RefSeq names its product probable G-protein coupled receptor 139. Gene Ontology annotation, molecular function: G protein-coupled receptor activity. The coding region runs from base 1 to 978 and encodes 325 amino acids. Gene Ontology annotation, biological process: G protein-coupled receptor signaling pathway. The record is from RefSeq and is a predicted model, not a curated record. Lineage: Eukaryota; Metazoa; Chordata; Chondrichthyes; Orectolobiformes; Hemiscylliidae. The transcript is spliced from 2 exons. Gene Ontology annotation, cellular component: membrane.
AUGCUGCAGUUGUUUACCAUUGUUGAUAAAGUAUAUUACAUUACUAUUGCUGCUAUUGGUGUCCCAGUUAAUGCUCUGGCAAUUGUGAUUCUGUCGCUUGGAAAAUGCGGGCUGUCCAAAUGCACCACACAUUACCUGGUGGCUAUGGCAACAGCAGAUCUGAUGGUCAUCAUCACUGAUGUCAUAUUGUAUCAACUAAAUAACUACUUUUACCAAGGGUCAUUCCUGCACCUCACGUCUGCAUGCAUUGUGAUUGACUUCCUACUUUUUGUGAGUUCAGACUGUUCUGUCUGGUUCACUGUCACUUUCUCCGCUGAUCGGUUUGUCACCAUUUGUUGCCGGAAACUGAAACUGAAAUAUUGUACCGUGAAAACAGCAGCUGUUAUUCUUUCAACAACCUGUACUAUUUUCUUUCUAAAAAAUGUUCCAAUAUUUUUUACACGGGAACCUACGAUCGUGGUUGACAAUGUACAGUGGUCCUGUCAAAUUCAGGACAGCUAUUAUUCUGAAAUCAGGUGGGUGGUUUAUGACUGGGUUGAUAAGGUGUUAACACCAUUACUCCCGUUCAGUUUAGUUUUGCUCUUCAAUGCUUUGACAGUCAGAUACGUGUUAGUGGCAAAUCGGAUCCGUAAAGGAUUGAGGAAUCAGAACAUGGAAGAGAAGCGCAGUGAUCCUGAGAUGGAGAGCAGGAGGAAGUCAAUGAUUUUACUAUUCGCUAUAUCUAGCAGUUUCAUAUUGCUGUGGUCACCCUAUGUAAUAAAUUUCUUAUAUUAUCGAAUUGCAGCAAUUGAUCCCAAAUCUUACAAUGAAAGUUUGCAUGUAUUUGAAAGAAUUGGAUAUAUGCUGUUGAGUUUGAGUUGCUGCACAAAUACGUUUAUUUAUGGAGUAACUCAGUCGAAGUUCAGGGAACCGUUCAUUAAUGCUGUAAAAUACCCACUGACUGCAAUUAGCAGAGUCUUUGCUUUCAGAAUGAAUUGA